CAAACAGCCAGCAAGGAGUUCGAGAGAUCGAGAGAGAGAGAGAGUCAAUGGCUUCCAAACUCUUGAAAAUCAUCUGCAUCUUCUUCUUGAUUUCCAUGCUCUCAGUACAAGUCCUCUCAGUAGUGGAAGAAUGCGGUGACGAAGAAGACGACAGCUGCAUAGACAAGAAGAAAGCUUUGCCACUCAAAAUUAUAGCCAUUGUAUCCAUUCUCGUCACGAGCAUGAUCGGGGUGAGUUUACCCCUCGUCACACGCUCGAUUCCGGCCCUCAGUCCGGAAGGAAACCUUUUCGUGAUUGUUAAGUGUUUCGCCGGAGGUAUCAUUUUGGGUACUGGGUUCAUGCAUGUUUUACCGGAUUCAUUCGACAUGUUGUCGUCCAGCUGCUUGAAGGAAAAUCCAUGGCAUAAGUUCCCUUUCACCGGAUUUGUAGCCAUGUUGUCUGCCAUAGUUACAUUAAUGGUAGACUCGAUGGCAAUCAGUGUCUAUUCUAAGAAAAACAAAGCUGGAGUUCUACCUGAGUCUCAAGGAGAUCAAGAAAUGGCAGUAGUGCACACUGGGCAUUCUCAUGGUCACCACCACCAUGGAUCCAAACUUGAUGUUGAGGGCCCACAACUUCUUCGUUACCGCGUAAUUGCUAUGGUUUUGGAGUUGGGAAUCAUUGUUCAUUCAAUAGUGAUAGGGCUCUCUCUUGGAGCCUCCAACAACAUUUGCACUAUCAAAGGACUUGUAGCUGCACUUUGCUUCCACCAAAUGUUUGAAGGAAUGGGACUUGGUGGUUGCAUUCUCCAGGCAGAGUACAAGUUUAUGAAGAAGGCUAUAAUGGCCUUCUUCUUUUCAGUAACAACUCCAUUUGGGAUCGCACUUGGAAUGGCACUGUCGACUACUUACAAAGAAAACAGCCCUCGUGCUUUGGUCACUGUUGGUUUGCUUAAUGCCUCGUCAGCUGGCCUUUUGGUUUAUAUGGCUUUGGUGGAUCUUCUUGCAGCAGAUUUCAUGGGACCAAAGUUACAGGGUAGAAUCAGGCUGCAAAUCAAAUCGUAUAUAGCUGUUCUGUUGGGUGCUGGAGGAAUGUCUCUGAUGGCCAAAUGGGCUUAGAAAUAAUCAAUUAUUGGGUUAUAUUAUCCAUUAUAAUUUGCAUGGACAUGGAGAAAUAUAGAGAUAAUUUCUAUUUCAUUUUUUAA
This is a messenger RNA of Olea europaea var. sylvestris, 1180 nucleotides long. Its product is annotated as fe(2+) transport protein 1-like. Lineage: Eukaryota; Viridiplantae; Streptophyta; Magnoliopsida; Lamiales; Oleaceae. The coding region runs from base 48 to 1094 and encodes 348 amino acids. Gene Ontology annotation, molecular function: zinc ion transmembrane transporter activity. The transcript has 3 exons. Gene Ontology annotation, biological process: zinc ion transmembrane transport. The record is from RefSeq and is a predicted model, not a curated record. Gene Ontology annotation, cellular component: plasma membrane.